Necator americanus (New World hookworm) is the source of this 1572-nucleotide messenger RNA. RefSeq lists its product as uncharacterized. Bases 1 to 1572 code for a protein of 523 amino acids. NCBI's taxonomy places the organism in Eukaryota, Metazoa, Nematoda, Chromadorea, Rhabditida, Ancylostomatidae. The transcript has 16 exons. The record is from RefSeq and is a predicted model, not a curated record.
AUGGGUUGUGUUCGCUACACGGAUGGACCAGCUGUGAGCUCAGCUGGAUACCGCUCAAGGACCCCGUCAACGUCACUCACGAAACUUGAGAGCAUCAUGGAUGACAAUGGCGAGGGAACGAAACGACUGGAAGAGAUGCUGGGGUCCGCACGUCCAGUAAAGACGGGCCAUCUAAUUGCUGUCGAUUACGAAAUUGUAUGUGGAGGAGGCGGUGGGUUUAGCAAUGUGAUAAUGGCUGCUUUAAAUACGGAUAAGGCAUUUGUUGUGAAGAAUGCGUCAGCGGCAUCAUUUGUGUUGGUCGUCAAUAAAACAUGCCUGAUUGGCAAUUUUGCUCCUUCACUUCGUGCCCCUCAAAUAGGUGCAGUCAUUGUAAUUGAGUGGAGCUUUUCAUCGAACGAAUGUAUAAAUAGGAUAGAUAUUAUUAACUGGAACCCAUAUAAUGGUUAUAACACAAUGGCUUUACGCUUAGCAAGCGAAACAACGGACCCUUACCCCAAGUUCAUUGGGAGCUUCUACACUUGCGGAUGUAUUCGCUACAAGGAGGUUCCGUUAACAAACCCAGCAAUUUUCAAUGACGUUAUUGGAGUGGUUGAUGACAGUCGCGGCGUUCUAGAGAGGAAAUACAUAGGGAAGUUAUGGGCCACUGUUAUGUAUUCUGACUUUCCAUUUGGAGCGUCGUGGAUUCUGUGUUUUGUAGACAAGUACAUGGGGGAGACUUCUGACUAUGAAAAUAAGUUUCCUUACAAAGGAAUAGUUGGCGCAGUAAACGAAGGCCCAAGAAGGAUUGCUAACUACAUUACUUCGCGGGAUUUCCCUCACGAUGUUCGGUUUUUCACUGGAAGAGACGUAGGAAGGAACGAGGCAGAUAGUUUGCUUGGACGCGAGGUGCUGUUCAACGUUCGUAAAGGAGACCCUGGUUUUGGUCAAAGCUUUUACGUGCUUGGAAAAGUUGAGACUACUGAAAACAGGUCACCUGUCAUCAUUUAUGACAGAUAUUUUGCGUUGAAACUACUGGUGGAACACAUUGGAUGUACUGAUGAACAUGGGAGUAAGAUUGUAUGGAGUGAACAAUGGGAGUUCAUCAGGGACGAGUACGAUCUUUUCGGAAAUCGUGAUUACGGCAUCUACAGGGUUGAAGCUAUUAGGCAAUUCAAGCCUGAUGAGUUUCCGCGAUGGAAGGUUAAAAAGAUACUUAAUGUUGUAAAGAUCUAUAAGAGUGGAAAGAAUGACAUCCUUAAUUCCCAAGCAGCUCUGCAAUACAGAAGAACUCGGAACACUGAAUAUCUGAAAAGGGAAGGUGAAAGGAGUACAUUUAAUGAGAAGAAUAGUGACUCUGGAAUACAGCUGGAAGAGUUAGAUGACAAUUUAACGUCAAGAACAUCAAGUAGAACUAGUGAUCAGAUAUAUCUAGAAAACACUUAUAGUGACAGCAAGUACCGUAGUAGUACUGAUGAAGAAACAGAGAAUGAACUUCGCAUGUAUAUGCACAAAUGUUUGAUCUUUAAUGCGUGUUUAGCGAAUUUCUGGGACUGGCUCAAUUUUAAGUUCCGUUCAUUUCUUCUGCCAUUCUGA